GGCUGUCAGGGACACAUGAACGGUGAUAAUAUCCACGGAACAGGCUGCAGGCAGCAGGAGGAACAAAGAGAGCCGCCCGCUCCCUGUAAAAACUGUUUCCACUUCGUCAACACGGACACAUAUCGACUUUGCAGAAGCAUUUAUUAGGUUACUUUGAAUACUUCGUCCAAAGUGUCCAACGUCAUUCUGCGCGCUAAUUCCGACUGGUCGGCUUUGUUGAGGAAAGAGGAAACUUGGCGUCGUGCGAGGUUUGUCGGGUCGCCUUGUUUGAAACCUCCGUGCCUCGGAUACGCUGACUGGAAGGUAACGCACGGGAACAAGCAGAGCUUUGAUGUUGUGACCUGCGCCCGCUUGAUUUGGCAGAGAUGUACUGUUCUCAAGACGCCUGCAGUUGGAUGGAUUAACAGGAGUGUCAUUCCCCCUGGUAGAAGAGAGUGUCUGUGUCCAACGGCAUCUUUCCACCCAGGACCCACAGUGUUGCUGUUGCGCCCAUGAGGUAACGUCAGGACCGAUCACCCCCUCAUUGCCACCCUUGGUCCAUCCAUUUCCCUCCCCUCUGCCCCUUCCUCCCUUGGACCCACCCAGCCAUGGGCCAGAAGAUCUCAGGCAGUAUCAAGUCAGUGGAUGUACGCGGGGAGCCCUCCUAUCGGCCAGUGCGCCGUGAACUUCGGGGUCCAGAUUUCUGUCGGCCCCCGAGGCUGGACUUACUGCUGGACAUGCCGCCAGCCACGUCUGAGACCCAGCUGCGCCACGCCUGGAACCCUGACGACCGGUCCCUCAACGUGUUCGUGAAGGAGGAUGACAAGCUGACGUUCCACCGACACCCCGUAGCACAGAGCACAGACUGUAUCCGUGGCAAGGUGGGCUACACUAGGGGCCUCCACGUUUGGAGGAUUCAUUGGCCGGCCAGACAGAGAGGCACACACGCCGUAGUGGGCGUGGCCACAGCCGAAGCACCUUUACACUCAGUGGGCUACACGGCCCUGGUGGGAUCGGACUCAGAGUCCUGGGGCUGGGACCUGGGUCGGAACAGAUUAUACCAUGAUGGAAAAAACCGGCCAGUUUCCACGUCGGCACCCACAUACCCCUGUUUUCUGGAGCCAGACGAGUCAUUUGUGCUUCCAGAUUCUCUGACAGUCAUACUAGAUAUGGACGAGGGCACACUGAGCUUCAUGGUAGACGGACAGUAUCUGGGAGUAGCUUUCAGGGGCUUAAAGGGCAAGAGACUGUAUCCCAUCGUCAGCGCUGUGUGGGGGCACUGUGAAGUUUCUAUUCGCUACGUCAACGGACUGGAUCCGGAGCCCCUCCCCCUCAUGGACCUGUGCAGGCGAGUAGCUCGUCUGGCUCUGGGCAGGGAGCGCAUCCAUCACAUCGACACACUCCCACUGCCGCAGACUCUCAAGAACUACCUCCAGUACCAGUGACCAGGCACACAUACAGAUGGGAAAGAAACUGAGGCCCAUUUCUUAUUACAGUAACCAGCCUCCAAACUGAACUUAAUCAUAAACCGUGAGACAUCUGCUGUGGACGGGGACGAUGACAUUGACUGAGAACAGGCAGUGAAGAUGGCGCUGCAAGGGGUUCUGUUUACACCAGUUGGGGGUUUGGAUGUUUUUAUCUCCUGGUUUUCAGCUUUUUUUUUUGUUUUGUUUUGUUUUUUUUUUUUGUUUGUUUAUUUCUGACUGCUGUCUUUUCCUGGACGGACGACUGUAGAGGAGCUGAUGCAUCACAUGAAGGCAGUGAGAAUAUUGCAAUCCAGUUUCCUGUAAAUCACAAAGUCAAUCUACAUGUCUUCAGUUUGAAAGACCGUAAAUGCUGUGGGAGAGAGAGAGAGAGAGACAGAGGGAGGGAGGGAGGGAGAGAGAGAGAGAGAGAGAGAGAGAGAGUGAGAGACUUAAGUCCACACAAACUCAAAUCCCCGCCACACACACUGCUUUGAAUGUUUUUUUUUUCUUUUCUUUUGCUAUUUUGGUCCGUGUGUACACACUGUAUCGCACAUGAAUUACAUACACUGCAUGUAUGUGUGUGUCACGAGUGUGCAGAAACAAAGACCUCACUGUCUGUAGUAAGAAAACAGCUCACUGACAAGCAGGCAGUUCCCACAUACAGGCUGAAUAACACAAUCCCAAUCUGUUUUUGAACAUUUUGAAUCCCCUCCUGCCAGCUCCUCUCUCUCUCUCUCUCUCUCUCUCUCUCUCUCUCUCUCUCUCUCUGUAUGUGUCUCUCUUGUUUGAUUUAAGCCUCCAUCAGGUUUGGUGAACUCGAAGGACUGCGCCCGUUGUUUAUCGGCUCUCCAGCUCCUGUAACGCUGAUAGAGAUUGAUCUGAAGGUCUUGGACUGCUAAUGUGCCUGUUCUGAGACAGUGUGUGCACACACACACACAAAGAAGCACAUGACACUUCUGCAUUAUCAAAAGACAGUUCUUUCCCCCCUUCAAAGUUUUAAAUGCUGCUUUUCUAUCUUUUUCUUGCACCGUCUUACACUCAUGUGGGUUUUUAAUCCCUGAUUUACUUUAGAAAAUUAUCUUAUGAUGAGAUUUUUUUUAACGUUCUUUUUUUUCUAUGGAUUUUGAGAUUUGUUUAGGGGGGGCAGGAUGUCUCGCAGGUAUAGGUGGAAGAAUGUGCUGCCAUGAGAAUCUUUUAAAUGUGAAUAAGAAUAAACUCAGCUAAACUCA
Thunnus maccoyii (southern bluefin tuna) is the source of this 2674-nucleotide messenger RNA. RefSeq names its product SPRY domain-containing SOCS box protein 4-like. Gene Ontology annotation, biological process: proteasome-mediated ubiquitin-dependent protein catabolic process; intracellular signal transduction. Gene Ontology annotation, molecular function: protein binding. The transcript is spliced from 4 exons. NCBI's taxonomy places the organism in Eukaryota, Metazoa, Chordata, Actinopteri, Scombriformes, Scombridae. The record is from RefSeq and is a predicted model, not a curated record. Gene Ontology annotation, cellular component: SCF ubiquitin ligase complex. The coding region runs from base 588 to 1424 and encodes 278 amino acids.